Messenger RNA from Trichoplusia ni (cabbage looper), 4032 nucleotides. RefSeq lists its product as uncharacterized. The record is from RefSeq and is a predicted model, not a curated record. The transcript is spliced from 9 exons. NCBI's taxonomy places the organism in Eukaryota, Metazoa, Arthropoda, Insecta, Lepidoptera, Noctuidae. Gene Ontology annotation, cellular component: cytoplasm. The coding region runs from base 1180 to 2439 and encodes 419 amino acids. Gene Ontology annotation, biological process: signal transduction.
ACACACGCAGACCUGUCUCACACCACUACGGUUCAGUUCCCGCUCUGCUCAGGCCGCGCCCGCCCGCGGUCCGAACGCUCAAACGCGCGUCCCAAACGCCGACAUUAAUAUUUUUUAUAGUCCUGUUUUCGAAACAAAAAUAAACCGUGUGAGACAGUGACAAUUAUGUUUUUAUAGUUGUUAUAACAAGUGUCUGGGAAUUGGUUUAAAAAUGGAAAGGAAAAGGUGAUUUGUUUGUGGAGAAACGAUUGAAUUGGAAUUAUAAAUUAUAUUAUUAAAUACACAGUUUAACAAUAUUGAUUAAGCACCGACAUUCUUUAAGGGAACUGAGAUAACAUUCAAUAAAUAAAUCACGCCUAUUAAUGUACCAUUGAAUGCUCAAUUAAACCAUUUUCAUGCAAUCAUUAUUUACAUGAGAUAUAUGUUUUUCGUUCAUUUUAUAAUAUUCUCAAACGUAUUCGUAGCAUUCAAUUACUAGUACUAGUAAUGUUUACUGCAAAGAUUUGACCUAAUAAAAUCUAGGUGUCCCAAAUAACUUUGAUUCUAUUUUUUUAUUGAAAAUCUGAAGCUCGAGAAGUAAUUUGUGCUACAAUAAUUUAUACAAAUUCUUUCAUAACCCAAACCUUCACCGACACGUUUUGUCGAUUGUUUUUGGAAUUCAAUCAAUCGUUAAUUAUCCAAAAUGUCUUUUACACUAGAAUUCAACAUGUUUUACGAACCUCUGAUUGUCCUACAAUUAGGACCUGCUAAUUCCACACUAACAAUAUCAGGUAUUUUAGAACUGUUGUUAGAAAUAUUAAGAGACUAUCGAGAAAGAAACGAAAAAAGAAUGGUGAUCUAUUAGACAUGAAAAUUUGAUCUAUCAUUUUCAUUAGAAGCAUUCCCAAAGAAUUCCAAUGUUAGAAAAAAAUGCUCAAAAUCAAGCUUUAGAAAAAUGAAUCCUUCAUUGUUAGAUACUCAUUUCAUUUCACAAAGCUUUAACGUCAUUUGUCGAAUUACACAAGUAGGCAAUCUCAUCCAUAUACCGUAUGACUAGACACAUAACAUAAAAAUCAAUUUAAAGAAUCUCACAAUCCACAAUAAAACCACAAAAAAUCAAUCAUGUAAAAAACCGAAUUUCACACAGCAAUCACCAAUAAUCUCCAUCUAUCAACUCAACUGCAUAACAUUCAAAUUAAAAUGUUUCGUCCGAGUUUGACGCGCGGCGCGAGUCUUGACUCUGCUGAUGUGACCGGCUAUGGAAUUACCAGGAGCCGGCGGGCUUCGUUGUCGGCGGAGCAGCGGCGGAAGCUAAGCAUGCUGCGCUCCGCCAGCAUCCCCUCACCGUUGACUCCGGUGAGCCACAUUUACCAUUUGGUACCCUGCCCGAGAAAAGACUGUAACCAGAAAUAUGUCGUAAGCACAGAUCGGAGUGGAGACAUCCAUGUACACGUUCAAGGGAUAAUUCCGCAACCAAACAGGGGGGACCUGAGCCAGCAAGACAAGCGAUGCGUCUUCUUAACAGUGCACGACCUUGGAACAAACCACUCGACGAUGGUUGACUUCGUGAACUGUCCAGCGAUGUCGGAGAUUAAAGAACGGUCCUGUUUCAUCCACAUCGACGUGCCGGGUCACGAGGAGAACUCUCCAGAUUUGCCAGACUCCUACCAGUUCCCAUCCCUCCAAACAUUAGGCGAAGACCUAAUAACAGUGCUAGACUUCCUCCACAUCCGCUACGCGGUGGGGCUGGGCGAGGGUGCGGGCGCCAACAUCCUGGCGCGGUGCGGGCUGGCGCACCCGCGGCGGCUGCUGGGCCUCAUCCUCGUCAACUGCACGGCGUCCACCUCCUCAGUGGCAGAUGCCUUCAGGAGCCGGUUCUCAAGGUGGCGCGGCGCAGACAUUUCGCAAUCCGAAGAGGAUUUCCUCAUCUACCACAAGUUCGGCCACGUGAGUUUUGAACCAGAACGCCUUGAUUAUAGCUACCAGCAAAUAUCGAGUGACUCGAGUGAGGUGGGCGAGCGCGACCGGACCCUGGCCGAGUACCGCUCGCGGCUGCGGGGGAACCUCAACACUCACAACAUCAAGCUGUACGUCCGGGCGUUCAUCAAUCGCAAGGACCUGAUCCUCCGCGGCUGCCAGCCCGACAUCCUGCUGAUCACGGGCAUGCAGAGCCCCUACUCCACCGUCAUCGAGAAGAUGUACAAGGAACUCGAUAAGGAGAGGGUCACCAUACUCAAGGUCGACCGAGUGGGAGACGUCUUGGCUGAAGCUCCGGCCAAGGUGUCGCAGUCGCUGCUGCUGUUCUGCCAGGGCCAGGGCCUGCUGACGUCGCUGCCGCCGCCGGGCGUGGAGCGGCGCAUGUCGCGCGCCAUGAGCAUGGAGGAGUACGACAAGCCCAACAUCCGGCGCCUCUCGCUCACGCCCGCCGCGCCCGACUCGCCGCCGCACCGCAAGCUGUAGGCAGCAACACCACACCUAGCAAUCUCUCCAAUAGAAGUUACCCAUACACUUCCUAAAUGUAGGAGCAUGGUUCCGAAAUACCAGGUAUUGUAUCCUAUGCUAAAUUCUGAGGAGGACCAUCUAAAUUCCCUCUUUUAACGUUGCUAUCUCUAAUACCAUGCUGCAUUAUCACUUGUAGUAUAAUGUGUAUAAUGUGUCUUGUGGUGUAGACCAGAAAAAUAUAUGCAAGGACGGACACAUCAAUAAACAAAUAUCGCUGAAAUUCAAUCGGGAUUGUCGAAUAUUUUCUCAAGUAACGAAUCCUGGGUUUCAAUAAAAAACUUGUAUAUUUAGCGUGCUUUUUAAUUAUAUCGGAGACUUCUAAAAUUUUCCGUUUUGUAUCUUCUUCUGGUCUGUUUUCGAAGGGGUUUGGAAUAAGGAGCCAGUAGAGCUGCGGUAAAUAUGAACCUAAUUCUUUCAAAGAUUUAACUAUAAAGUGGCUUAAAGGUUAAAAAAAAAUUCAGGUUUACUGACGCGACCUCUAAUUAAUACGUCGGCUGUUUCCGGAAAAAAGACGAGGUUUUAAAAAAAAUGCUCAUUUAACUUAGAACAGAGGCACACUACGUUGCAAUUCUGUUAGAAAGUAAUCUCUUCUUUAUCAUCAAAUCAAUUAAAUUUUACAAGGGCAGUUCUCAGACAACAUUGUCAGUGGCCUUGCACAAUGCACAGAUCAUCGCGUGUGCAGAAGGGACGCGCUGGGCUCAUUCUUAUUCUAAACACCUUCCAAUUUUAUAAAUAAAGAUUAACAUUAUUUUAUUUAUAAUGUAUGUGUACUAUAGAUGUAGAAUAAUAUUCUAUUAGAUAUGAUUGCUGUCUAAUCAAAUCUGCAUAAAAAGUUACAUAUCUGCUAAGGCACCCCUAUAGUGUCUGUUUGAAGUAUAAACUAUUUUAAUGAAUGUUGUUUAAUAAUUUAUCAAUUAUAAAUCAUUUUAAACUUAUAUUUAUGUUUUUAACGUUUGAUUUUGUUAGGUCGGUUUUUAUAUUUGACCACAUUUUACAGUUUCGAUAUAAUUUAAUUUCGUACCGAAUUUUAUUACUGGGAGUUUACUACGUACCACUAUAGUUAUUAGAUUUUUAAGUAAACAUAUUUAACUGUCGCUCUUCUAUCAAAUAGUUUCUGUAAGAAUGUAUAAAGUAGAUUUAGGAGCUUAUACCAAAUAUCACGAUGAACCAAGUAUCGUAGCUAAAUGUGUACCAAUUUUAUAAAACACAUUUUCCGAAACUAUUUUGAUACUAAAAUUAUUUCGUAAACCUUUUAAAUAUUUGUUUUAUUUUGCUUGUUAAGAAUUUCAGAAAUUAAUAUCACAUAAUAUAUGUUAUGCGCGAAUAGUUAAAAAAAACCUAAAUUAUGUCUUGCAACUGGUGUACAAUUACUUUUUUUUGUAACAGGAUAAGCCUUUGUUGCAAUUGUGUUGUAAAAUAUGUAUAGUGUAUUUUUAUUGUUAAUAAGAUAUUCGAUGUAUUUUAGCGUUAUGUACAAAGUACCUAAUGAAUGUUAAAAAGUAUUUGAAAAUCUAUAAUGUGUAGAAUUCAGAAUUAAAUAUUUAAAUCUGU